Ostreococcus tauri is the source of this 1017-nucleotide messenger RNA. Its product is annotated as Histone deacetylase superfamily. The coding region runs from base 1 to 1017 and encodes 338 amino acids. The record is from RefSeq and is a predicted model, not a curated record. Gene Ontology annotation, molecular function: histone deacetylase activity. The transcript has a single exon. NCBI's taxonomy places the organism in Eukaryota, Viridiplantae, Chlorophyta, Mamiellophyceae, Mamiellales, Bathycoccaceae.
AUGCGCGUCGGAUGCGUCCUACUCCGUCCCACCGCGCUCGCCUCGAGACGAAUCCGCGCGUCGAGCACCUCUGCGAUCGUUCGUCCUUUCACGGUGUACCACGCCGAUUGGGCGCGCGUGGAUCUUCCGGACGGUCACAGGUUUCCGAUGGAUAAGUAUCAGCUCGCGCGACUGGCGUUGCAAAACGAUGAUACGCUGCGAGGAAAGAUCGAGCUCAGGGCGAGUCCGUUGGUCGACAUAGAGGAUUUAGAGGCGGCACACUGUGGGGAGUACGUUCGUAAGGUGCUGACGCGAACGCUGAGCGAGCAAGAGGUGCGCACGAUCGGUUUUCCGAUGGGUGAGCAAAACGUAACUCGGAGCUUGGCGUCGACGGGCGGGACAGUGGCGUGCGCACGAGAGGUUUUAGCGGGGUUUGGGGCAAGGGCGGCGGCGCAGCUCGCGGGGGGCACGCACCACGCAUAUCGAGAUCGUGGCGAGGGGUUUUGCGUAUUCAACGACAUCGGUACGGCGAUACGGGUCGUGCAGCGGGACGAGUUACUACCUAGAGAUCGGAAGAUACUGGUUAUCGAUCUGGACGUGCAUCAGGGGAACGGUACGGCGAAGAUGUUCGAGCACGAUCAGCAGGUGGUGACGUUUUCGAUGCAUGGGGAGAAGAACUAUCCUAUCAAGACACGCGAGCGGUCGACGCAUGAUGUUGGGCUCCCGGAUGACGCAAACGACGAGAUGUUCUUAGAACAGCUUGAUCAUUGGCUACCGCGUUUAUGGCAAGAGUACGAGCCUGGGUUGGUGUUUUACCAGGCGGGCGUCGACGCGCUUGCGCAAGACUCGUUCGGUAGGCUCGGGAUGACGCGAAACGGUCUACUUCGUAGAAACAACGCCGUGUACUCCAUGUGUAUCUCGACGAACACACCCCUCGUGAUCACCAUGGGUGGCGGGUAUUCCAAGCCGAUUCAGGCGAGCUUGGACGCGCACGUGGACGUUUUUAGAUCCGCCGCGAUGCGUUACACGGCUCCGUGA